AAUAGAUCACCGGCGUUAUCUCCUUCUCUUCUCGGCGGGUACGAACAACGAACGAAGAGUUUCAUUCAAUUCACACUCCCUCGCUUGCUCUUUCUUGUCAAUGGUGUCUUCUAUCACUCCUCUCCCUUCAGCUACUCUGCUCACUAACCGGGCGAAUCAGUUAUCUUCUCAGUCCGGUCUUCCCCCGAGAGAUUCCACGUGGCAGUGUGUUUGUUUCCGUGAUCAGAAACGCUACAUCAUUCCCGCCCGCCAUUUCUUAUCAACUUCCUCCUCCUCAGAAACUGCUUCCAUGAAGCUUAAGAAGAUACAUGCUACUUCCGGUGUUUCUCAAGUUCAAAGGUCUACUCAUACCAAUGGGAUGAAAGAGUUUGAGAUGGAGCUACAAGAGCUGUUCAAUGAAGUCAAAGCUAUGGUUAAAAUUGGGAAAGAAAGAGACGCAAUGGACCUUCUUCGAGCUAAUUACGUUGCUGUGAAAGAAGAGAUCGAUUCGGGUUUGAAAGGUAUCCAACAAGCUGCUCUUCUCGACAUCAUUGCCUUGGGGUAUAUGGCUUUGGGAGACUUUAAACCUGUUCCGGCCUUGCUUGACAUGAUAAGCAAGAUUGUUGAUAAGUUGAUGGACUCGGAACCUCUUUUGGAUUCAGUGCUUAUGCAUGUCGGCAGUAUGUAUUCAUCACUUGGGAUGUUUGAAAACGCUCUACUCGCGCAUCAAAGGGCUGUUAGUAUACUAGAGAACACGUACGGUGAUGAUAACACUCUACUCGUCACACCAUUACUUGGUUUGGCAAAGAGUUACGGUUCAUACGGAAAAUCAAAUAAAGCUAUUGGCGUUUACGAGCGUACAGUGACUAUCUUGGAACGGGAAAGAGGCUCUGAAAGCGAGGAUCUAGUGGUGCCUUUGUUUUCACUCGGUAAACUUUUGCUCAAAGAAGGUAAAGCUGAUGAAGCAGAGGCUCCGUUUACCAGGAUUUUAAAUAUAUACAAGAAGAUGUACGGAGAGAAAGAUGGAAGAGUUGGUAUGGCCAUGUGUUCCCUUGCUAAUGCAAAAUGCACUAAAGGUGAUGCUGAUGAAGCGGUAGAUCUCUACAAGAAGGCUCUACAGAUUAUCAAAGAGUCAAAUUAUAUGGACAUAGACAAUACUGUCUUAGAAAACAUGAGGAUAGAUCUUGCUGAGCUGCUUCAUUUUGUUGGAAGGGGAAACGAAGGACGAGAGCUGCUAGAAGAAUGCUUAUUAAUAAACGAGAAGUACAGAGGGAAAAACAAUCCAAGCAUGGCUACACAUCUUAUGAACCUUGCAGCAUCUUAUUCACGCUCCAAGAACUAUGUGGAGGCCGAGAGAUUGCUGAGAACUUGUUUGGACAUCAUGGAGAAAUCAGUUGGUUCGGAGGAUCAGUCCAUAAGCUUCCCAAUGCUGAGUCUUGCAGUCACUCUUUCUCAGCUGAACCGCUAUGAGGAAGCCAAGCAAGUAGCGUUAAAGGUUCUACGGAUACGUGAGAAGGCAUUUGGCGAAGAGUCUCUCCCUGUUGGUGAGGCGCUGGACUGUUUGGUGUCGAUCCAGGUGAGAUUAGGAAGAGACGAUGGGGAAGUGCUCGUUUUGCUGAAAAGGGUGCUGAUGAUACAAGAGAAAGAGUUUGGUCCAUCAGCUGAAGAGCUCAUUGUUACUCUCCAGAAGAUAGUGCAUAUGUUGGAUAAAUUGAAGAUGAAAGAUGAGAAAUUUAAGUUUAGGAGAAGGCUAGCUUUGCUUAGAGAGAGAUACAAGCAGAGUCUAAGCGUCUAGAACACGUUUUCUUACUUUCUUUUUUAAAUCUCUUAUUAUCUUAUAUCAAACCAACUGAAGGAAACGAAGGGAUUCGUUCUAGUUUGUGUUCGGUGAGCGCGAACCAGAGAGGUGGUGGUUUAGUAGGUCUGUUCCGACGAAGCUGUAUACAGAGGUAGAUGCAGUGCUUAGGGCUCGUUUGGCGUCGAGGUCAGGUGAAGAGAGGAGUGAUUGGAAAGUCCUGGAGACGAGAGAUGGGUAUUGGAAUAUAUCAUUUUGAAAUUUAUCUGGUUCGUUCUCCCAACCGGAUAGGAUGAAAGCCCGGUUAACAUGUGACGGAAAUAAACCAAAUUAAUUUUGGUAUAGUAAGCGACGUCGUGGUUCAAUUUGAAAUCUGUCAUUCAAAAUCGAAUCAUACAAAAUCCUGAUUUUUUUUUUUUUUCCAUCUGUUUUUUGAUUAAUGAAACUUGAAGAAACAUACUAGAGUGACAGAGAGAGAGAAAGUAGAGAGAAGUAGAGAGAGAAAGUAGAUCUUGGGUUUGGUUCCGGUGAACGGACGGCGCGUGAGCGCGUUCCGUCGCCGGAGUCCGUUGGCUUCGUGUAUAAAUCAUCCGUUCUUGGUUUCUUCCCCGUCUCUUCCGGUGGUCGCUUUGUUUAAGCUCUGGUCAGGUACCUCCGGUGGAGGUUCCGUGGAGUGAAGACGCGGUUGUCUGGAAAUCAUGGCGCGGUGAAGAGACUCAUCGUGUGUAGCUUGCGAUUCCGGGAGGCUGAGGCUUACACAGCUCUGUCGCCGCCGGUUAUUGUCCCCGCGAGGUGGAAGCUUCUUCAGCUUCACCGUCGUCGGUCUUGCCGCUGGGAGGUGAGGGCUUCCACAGCCUGCGUCGCCGGCUUUAGUUUAUCCUUUUGUUGUUUUUUUUAGGGUUUGCGAUCCGGUUUUGGAUCGGGUUUUACGCUUUUGUGGUUUGAGUGGUGAUGUGCUGGCUAUGUCGGAGGAGAUAUCCAAGAGAGAUAAAGCUCUCCGACGAGAAGCCGAGUUGGGAGACGUGAGAUGGUUUCGCCGGAGGCGGUUCGGUUCUGAGCUCCGGUGUAAUGAAGUGGCGGUGGUGUAGUUCCGGUGACGUUUCGCGGCGGAGAUGGUCAAGUCGAGGCGGUAGCGACGCGUGGCGUACUGAUGGUCUAGAUGCUCACACGUGUCCAGCUGCCAGACUCCUUGAUGCGUCAUUUGGCUGACGACGUGCACGGUUCUAUAGUGGGACCUGUUGGCCCGUUUCAAGUAUUGGGUAUAGGGUGUAGUUUGUUGGGCCUCUAACCUUUUACGUUUAUAUGUGGGCCGUUGGCCGUGUAUUCUGGGCUUGGCCCGUUUUUUUAUUAAUAUAAAAAAUCUUGACGGAAAAAAAAAACUUGAAGAAACAUACAAACGUGAAAUCCUAGAACCCACAUCAGGGUGACAAGAACCCAAACAACAGGUGACUUAAACCCAAACAAAGGGUGACACUUGAAACACAACAAUCACAAGAGGACUCUAGACCAUUAUAACUAAAGCUAAAAGACAAUCCUUGAAAAGAGAUAACAAUAUCAAUCUUUCUACGUUUUGAGUAGCCGGAACCUUUGACAAAGACAAAGCGAUGCAGUUGCAGUGACCAUAACAACAAAACCAAACUAAGCAUACCUGAACUUUCUGUUCACGGUACCAAGCCAGAACCAAAAGCAAUAACAUCAGGAACCAAACAGAGAAGGACAACAACCGUGACCAAGCUUCCUUCUGAAGCAAACCUUCAUCAGAAAUCUAAAAGCCCUCAACCUCUUUAUAAUAACUCAACCAGACAAAGCCAUCGAGGAACACGAGAGCAAAAGAUAGACAAGAUAAAACACCUAUUCAAAGGCUGCGAAAAUGACUCUCUCCUAGAGCGGGACAAUCACCCUGACACUUCUCAAAGAUGUUAGACAUGUUCUGCUUUCUACACACUGCUACACCAUCAUUCCACACCACUUACACCGAAACUAGAACAAAGGCAAAGUAAGAUAAACACUGAAAUCCAAACAAAGAUGCCUCAGUUUCAGAUUUUCUGAAACAAUAAACACAUCUGACCCGAAAUAGAGAUCUCAAAAAAUGGAGUGAGUUGAUGGAUUUGGCCAACAAACAACAAGAUCUUCAACGGGAGCUAAGUUAAAAACAGAGAAGAAGACGCUCGCAGGUUCAGGUGAACCGCUCCGUACCUCUACCGGAUCUGGCAUCUUCUUCGUCUUAAACAAGUAAAUCUGUUAGCUCUGACCGGAGAUCUUAUCUGGGAGACCUCUUCCACCGCACCCAACAAACCACUCAGACGAAAUCUUUACCAAACACGAAAAAAAAACACCACCAAAAGGAAGCUAAAGGAGGGAUUAAGA
Molecule: messenger RNA, 4141 nt
Organism: Raphanus sativus (radish)
Lineage: Eukaryota; Viridiplantae; Streptophyta; Magnoliopsida; Brassicales; Brassicaceae
Exons: 6
Coding region: 101-1774 (557 amino acids)
Biological process (GO): chloroplast organization
Cellular component (GO): chloroplast
Molecular function (GO): protein binding
Source: RefSeq, a predicted model, not a curated record